UAGGCGAGGGCGGCACGUUUUCAUGACGCGCGCGCCCCGUGAUACGCCAUCCGCUGCGAACAUCCCUCCUCCGUCCGGUCGUGUGAAUGCACCUUUACUGACAAGCGACAGGCAGAGAUGGAGCAGCCACGGGGAGACGCGGCUGCAGGGAGCCAGGAAACAGCACCGUCUGACUGUGUGUGCAACGAUGACGAAGUUUCCCAAGCGACACUUUGGGCCAGCCGCACACCGUGGUACUACGCUGCCGUACUCUGGCUGGUGCAGUUGGGUUCCGUUCCUAGUCACGUGGCCAUCAUGCCAGACGGCAGCCGGCGGUUUGCGCAGCGAACGGGCACAGACCUUCGACGGACAUACAUCGUUGGAGCGCUUCUAUUCGGCAGGGCAUGUCGGUGGUGCUUCGAAGCGGGUGUCAGCCGAGUGACAGUGUUUGUGUUCGCACUCCGUCACAUGCGGCGCAGCACCUAUGAAAAGACCGCCCUCUUCUCGGCAGCCAUGGACACCUGGGCCAACAGCCUGCGCACUCUGAGUCACAUCGAUAGCCUCGGUAUGCGGAUGAUGUGUGUGGGUCAAACUGAACUCCUUCCGAUUGAGCAACAAAUUAAGCUAGCUGAACUGGAAGUGGCUACUUCGCACAGUCAAAGGUCACACACUUGCCUGAUCUGCACUGGUUACAGCAGUAAAAACCAGAUGGCUCGUGCUGCCUUGCAUCUGGCUAAAGCCGUGAAAGCAGCCAUUAUUACGACCAAGGACGUCACAGCGGAAUUGUUGGACGCCUACAUUGCUCACACGGAAUGCCCGGAUGUGGACAUGCUGAUGCUAUGUGCAGGCCCUAGGUUCAGUGAUUUUAUGGUAAUGCAAUGUAGUUACGCCUACCUGCACAUAACGCCAAAGAUGUGGCCGGAAGUCGACUUCUGGGAGUGGAUCUGCGCAUUUCUCAUGUACCAACUACACUGGUGUGAUAUCUCUACAGCAAAAGAAAAGCAUCGUGCUCUGGAGGCUAUUCGCCGUGGCUUGCCAGAUCCUGAACGUGCGUUACGUCAACAAAUCUUCAUAAAAAGCGUUACAGCCGCCGGCACUGAGGCCUUCGGUCACUCUGGUGCACACCUGAAGAACUAGAUGCAAAUAAAGCAGCUGCAG
This is a messenger RNA of Dermacentor silvarum, 1137 nucleotides long. RefSeq names its product dehydrodolichyl diphosphate synthase complex subunit Dhdds-like. Gene Ontology annotation, cellular component: endoplasmic reticulum; dehydrodolichyl diphosphate synthase complex. The transcript is spliced from 7 exons. Gene Ontology annotation, biological process: polyprenol biosynthetic process. Gene Ontology annotation, molecular function: ditrans,polycis-polyprenyl diphosphate synthase [(2E,6E)-farnesyl diphosphate specific] activity. The record is from RefSeq and is a predicted model, not a curated record. Lineage: Eukaryota; Metazoa; Arthropoda; Arachnida; Ixodida; Ixodidae. The coding region runs from base 118 to 1116 and encodes 332 amino acids.